Notolabrus celidotus (New Zealand spotty) is the source of this 2610-nucleotide messenger RNA. It is a transcript of the gene tmem71, whose product is annotated as transmembrane protein 71. Bases 279 to 1235 code for a protein of 318 amino acids. The transcript is spliced from 11 exons. The record is from RefSeq and is a predicted model, not a curated record. NCBI's taxonomy places the organism in Eukaryota, Metazoa, Chordata, Actinopteri, Labriformes, Labridae.
GACUGUGUGAGUGUUUCUGUCCUCCUGGAGAAAACACUGAGGAGGUUUUAAAACAAACAUCCAGGAGCAGGUCUAGAGGAGUCCUCUCUGCAAAGACCAGAUUUGAGGAUUCAUGUUUGGAGCUCACUUUGGGGUGAAAACCUGCGCAGGAAAACAGACCGGCUGCUGAGGAUGUGAGAGAACCACAACACCAAACACUUCUUCACCCACAGCUGAAGACGACGUCUGAGCAGGAAGAAGUUUAAAGAUCAACAGACGACGCUCGGCUGAAGACAAACAUGGCUCUGUUCUUCUCCGGAGCCGUUACAAGUUCACCGAUUAAACGCAAGCUGAGGGCCUACCAGUCCUGUCAGAGCCUGGACACGUCUCUCCUCUCUCCUGACUCCUCGUACGUCUGUUACUCGGCUGCGGAGGGCGGAGAUCCGUGCUCCUGCCGCCGCUCACCGCGCCUCCUCACCAACGGGUACUACAGCGUCACCGACGACAGCUUCUCCUGGGACGACGAUGGCAACGUGUCCCUGACGCCCUGCAAAUCCAACGUGUCCUACAAGGAGAACGUGGUCAGGGUUUUCCGGCGCAGACGGCGGCCUCGAAGCUCACUGGCUCGCCUGCUGAGCGACGUGACGGAGAGCUGCCAGUCCUGGCUGGACGAGAAGGUCUUCAGAGGCGUGUUCGGGACAGGACAGACCCAAAACCAAAACUGGGACCAAGACUUUGACAAGAGCCAGGACCAGGCCUGGGGCAGGAGCAGUCUGGAGGGCCAGACUCUGUUAGACGAGUCGAGCUGGUCUGGAUUGAACAGCACCGAGCUGGACGACGGACGCAGCUUCACUUACGACCACACCGAGAUCCCGCCCCCUCCUGACAAAGAAGCCCCGCCUCCGAAGAUGCUCAUCCAGGAGGAGAUUUGUUCCGAGAUCUGUCAAUCAAAGGAGCGGUUCACCCAAUCACUGGGCGGCUUGUCUGAAGUCCCGCCUCCCUCUGUCUUCUACACCAACAGCUGCUGCUGUCAGACCUCACCUGAGCACACAGGAUUAACAGUGAAAGCUCUUCUCCUGCUCAUCUUCACCAUCUUCGUCCUCACUGCUCUGUACUCGGGGUGUUUCCUUUGGAGCGCCAUGGUUGCAUCGACGGUGUUCAUGGCGAUCACAACCGUCAUGAUUUUGACGAAGUCUGGGCCGAUGGGCGAGUGGAGACGUGCGAAGACAGAGGACAUCACUUCAAGAAACGAGUAAAGAAAGACAUCAGACGUCAGAGGACGGCCUCUGAAGUUUACGAUGUGGAACAGGAGGAGGGGACUGAGGAGAAAUAUUUAAAGGGGUAUUAACCGUUUGCAUGUGAGUUGCUCUUAAAGGACCGAGGUACUCCGAGCUCCGGAACACAUUUUACAGAAACACACGUUUGGGGUGCGAUAACUUUUUGAAUGUAAAUCUUUAUUGAAACGUUUAUUUUUUCACGAGACGUUUUUUAAAAAAGAAGGGCUGAAGUUCAGAUUCUAAUGAGGCUGAAACUUUUCUAACAUUAGACCUUCUAAUGCAAAGUCAAACACCGGGAAGGUCUGCGUGUUGUGGUUUCUUCCCGGCGUGUUAAAGCCGAGUCAGACGCUGUGUUUCCGUUAAGAAGCUGAAGGAGCUCGUUAACCUGGCGACACAUGUCACCGUAGUUUAGCGCUAUAUCACGUUGAAAAAACAACAUAUAUUCAUAAGGAAUAUAAAACCUCCUGGUGUAUUUUGGAAAUACUGAAAGUGUUUCUUCUAUCGUUGAUAGUGGAGCUUGGCUUUUUUUGAGCUGUCCAAACGUCAGACUGGACUCGUCUGGGGAACAAAUUCAGGUCCAACAGCAAAAAACAAACAGAGUAACCUCACUUCAGUUCAAACAGGAACUGGGACUUUUUUUAAAAUAUGAAAUGCACAAAAAACUCCUGGAGGGUGUUUUUGAUCCACCUGGAGGGUGUUACGACAGGAGACAGGUGCCAUUUUUAUCCUGAGGAAGCUGAGUUAAAAAAUAGAAAUAAUGUGAAAUAAGAAAAGGGAAAUGUGUUUGUCCUGAAACAUUAAAGCUGCAGGUAGACUCCUGGACAUCAAUCAGCCUCACUUUAUCAAGGAGCAUAUUUUAGCGCUGCCAUAUAAAGGUGUUUUCAGUUCUUUAUAUCAAGAAAAGUUUUGAAUUCAGGAACAAGAAACGUCACAAACUGUUCCUCUGGAGGGUCCGCAGCCUCUCAGUUUCUAACCUCAGUGUUCAUGCAGUGAUCUGAGGGGGCGGGGAUGCUUUGACAAAGAGGCUCUCUCCUGAUUGGCUGCAUGGAUGUCGUCUCACAGUGCAGACUGAUGCAGAGGCGGAAAAACACCAAAACAAACAUGGCGAGCGCUCCAGGAGGACCCGCACAAGAUGUGAUCCAGAAUUAGACCCCGAACAGGAGCGUGUCUCUGAGCGGGACGUUAAGAUUGUUGGGUGUUAUUCCCACUUUCUUACCUUUCCUGUGUAACUCGAUGCGGUUAAGUUCAGAGCCCGACGAAAUCAAAAAGUUAUUUCAGUUAAAGGUGACAUAUCAUGCAAAAUCAACUUUUUAAUGGUUCUCUCCCUGAAAUCUGUGUCCCUGUCUACAAACCC